AUGUAUGCUAUUGAUCUGGCAAAGAAAGGCAUUUUGCUCCUGACUGUAAGGCAUAUCAACCUACGGACUGUGAGCAGAACAAGAAGGGAAAAGCCAAAGUGUAUAUCAGUAUCUGAAGUACCUGCAUACGUUCUUAUAGACUCAGGAGCUACUCAUUCAUUUAUCUCUACUGCAUUUAUUGCUAAAUCAUGUAUUGCGUAUGAAAAAUUGGAGUGUUCUAGAAGUAAUUCUGAUGUUAUUCUGGGAAUGGAUUGGUUGUGGAGAGAUCAUGCAACCAUCCGAUAUUUUGAGAAUGAAGUAGAGAAGAUGUUGAAGAAGAAAUCUUGCCAUGGAUUUUUGGUAAAUAUAUCUGGAGCUCAGCAAUCAAAGGUUCCUCUCCCUGUUGUACCAAUUGUACGAGAUUUUAUUGAUGUGUUCCCUAAUGAUCUACUUGGCACUCCACUAGAUAGACAAGUGGAGUUUACGAUUGAUCUCGUGCCUAGGGCGGGGCUAGUAUCUAAAGCUCCAUAUCGAAUGGUGUCCAAGGAAAUACAGGAAUUGAAAAUACAAAUACAAGAAUUGUUGGAUAGAGGCUUCAUCUGA
Molecule: messenger RNA, 582 nt
Organism: Olea europaea var. sylvestris
Lineage: Eukaryota; Viridiplantae; Streptophyta; Magnoliopsida; Lamiales; Oleaceae
Exons: 4
Coding region: 1-582 (193 amino acids)
Biological process (GO): proteolysis
Molecular function (GO): aspartic-type endopeptidase activity
Source: RefSeq, a predicted model, not a curated record